CCAUGACUGAUCUUCUCAUGCAAUUCUCUCUUAGUUUUGUUUUGAUCAGGACCGUUGUGAUCUCACGCUCUCUCCUUUGAUAUUCUGAGUAUAAUUCUGCGUACCCUUCUCAUCACCACGGCUGUCUCUUUUUAUAGGAUGUCCAUAACCCUAGUGGAGAUGUCGGAGCUAACACACUUUGCCGUCUAUGUAGGUAUGGGCGAGAAGAAACGCUUUGUGCUUCCAAUUUCAUACUUGAAGGACCAUUCAUUCCAAGACUUGCUAUGUCAAGCCGAAGAAGAAUUCGGAUUUGAUUAUCCAAUGGGUGGGCUUACGAUUCCUUGUCCACAUGACUCCUUCCUGGGCAUCAUAUCUAGAAUGAGUAGUAGAUCUUGAUACACUUUAGACGUUUUUUAGUUUAGUCAUUAGAACAACAUUCCAGAGAUAUAACAUAUUUUUUGUACAGUAUUCUAUUUUUUUCCCCAUCAAAUUGGGAAAUAUAUAUUUUUUGAAAUCUAUGGAAGAUCUAUUUGUUUAUUACUCAUCUAAUAUCUUGAACAUCAUCAAGUGGUUUGAAAUAAAGUCGCAUCAUUAUUCAAGAUCUUACCAAGUAUACAAAAACUAAGAUUCAACAGAUAACUUAUAGCAUAUAUAUUUCUAUCUUUAAUCUCCUGAAGAAAAGAAAAUGGAAGUUGAAUU
Messenger RNA from Cuscuta campestris, 678 nucleotides. The record is from the annotation of a GenBank genome assembly. NCBI's taxonomy places the organism in Eukaryota, Viridiplantae, Streptophyta, Magnoliopsida, Solanales, Convolvulaceae.